AUGCCACGUCCGGGAAGUCUGAAGGAUCCGGACAUUGCGGAGUUAUUCAGCAAACAUGAUCCAGAGAAGAUUUUUGAAGAUCUCCGUGAGAUUGGUCAUGGCUCAUUCGGAGCUGUGUACUAUGCUCGUUGCAAUCUCACCAAAGAGAUAGUUGCUAUCAAGAAGAUGUCCUACCUCGGGAAGCAGAGUGAAGAGAAAUGGCAGGACAUCUUGAAAGAGAUAAAGUUUCUCAAACAAUUGGAUCACCCCAACACUAUAGAGUACAAGGGCUGUUACAAACGGGAGCAUACAGCCUGGCUGGUAAUGGAGUACUGUGUCGGCUCGGCUUCUGAUAUUAUUGAGGUUCACAAGCGUCCUUUGCGUGAGGAGGAGAUAGCUGCUAUAUGCGAGGGCGUCGUGUGCGGUCUGUCUUACUUGCAUUCCUUGGGGCGGAUCCAUCGUGAUAUCAAAGCUGGUAAUAUCCUACUGACGGAGAACGGGACUGUGAAGCUAGCUGACUUCGGUAGCGCCAGCAUCAAGUGCCCAGCGAACAGUUUCGUUGGAACUCCUUACUGGAUGGCGCCAGAAGUUAUUCUCGCCAUGGAUGAGGGCCAGUAUGAUGGAAAGGUUGAUGUGUGGUCGCUCGGUAUAACGUGCAUUGAACUGGCAGAGAGGAAGCCUCCGUAUUUCAACAUGAACGCCAUGUCCGCUUUGUACCAUAUCGCGCAGAACGAUUCACCUACAUUGCAAGCACCUGAAUGGACCGAUACAUUCCGUUACUUCGUGGAGGCGUGCCUACAGAAGAAUCCACAGGAUCGUCCGUCGUCUACCAAACUCCUGUCUCAUCCUUACAUCACUCGGCCGAGAUCACCGAACGUUCUGGUCGACCUCAUACAGAGAACAAAGGCGGCCGUGAGAGAUCUAGACAAUUUGAAUUACAGGAAGAUGAAGAAAAUACUCAUGGUGGACGCCGAUAAUGAGAGCGCUAUGGGUGAUAAUGAAGAGACGGCUGAGGAGCGUUCAGGCGGUGAUAGCUCCAAGUCUAAUUCUGCUACAUCCGAACACAGCGCGGCCGGAGCUUCUAGCCAGAGUUCCUCGUCUGGCAGUCUACGGCGCAGGCCUAUCGCGCUGAACGCUAAUCACAAUCAGCAACAGCAGCCAUACCAGCAAUACAACCACCAACCAGCCCACCCCACCAGAGACGAGAGCCCCAUACCAGGCUCCCACGACGACUACGUGAACAGGGAAGUUCUACGUGAUUACGCGAACAGGGAUUCCCUGUGUGACGAUUACGGCGAUGAUUACGCGAAUAGGGAGGCGAUACGGGAGGCUCAGAGGGAGAGGGAAAGGGAACGCCAGGCUCUAGAGUACAGGGAGUACGUUAACGCGCCCUCCACGUGGCAACAAGAUAGCGGCGACGACAAUAGGAACACGCAGAGAAGACGUGUAAGCAACAACGUUUGUGCCGCUAUAUCUCUCGUCUCCGAACACGGCGCGAAUAACUUUGCUACCAUACGGACUACUAGCAUCGUCACAAAACAACAGAAGGAGCAUAAUCAGGAAAUGCACGAACAAAUGUCCGGUUACAAACGCAUGCGUCGCGAACAUCAGGCCGCACUUCUCAAAUUGGAGGAGCGCUGUAAGGCGGACGUAGAGGCUCAUAAGUCGCAACUGGAUCGCGAAUAUGACUCGCUGCUGCAACAACUAUCUAGAGACCUGGAAAGGCUGCAGACUAAACACGCUCAAGAGCUGGAACGGAAACAGAAACAGAAUUCGACAGCCGAGAAGAAGUUGAUAAAGGAUAUAACAUCACGCCAGGAACAAGAGAGGAAGGCUUUCGAGACACAGCGCAAGAGAGAGUACAAGGCGAAUAAGGAGAGGUGGAAAAAGGAAUUGAGUAUGGACGACGCCACGCCUAAACGGCAGAGGGAUGCUACAUUACAGUCCCACAAGGACAAUCUGAAGCAGGCGGAGGCGGCGGAGGAGGCUCGUUUGGUGCGGUCUCAGCGAGAAUACCUCGAGCUAGAACUGAGAAGAUUCAGGAGGAGACGGAUGCUGGCCCUGCAUCAUAAGGAACAGGAACUACUCAGAGAGGAGUUAAAUAAGCGUCAGACUCAGCUGGAGCAGGCGCAUGCGAUGCUCCUACGUCACCACGAGAAGACCCAGGAGUUGGAGUACAGACAACAGAAGGGCGUACAUGCUCUCAGAGAGGAACAGUUGUCUAACCAGCACGCUACAGAACUGGCCAACCAGAGGGAUUACAUGCAAAGAGCUGAACAUGAACUUAGGAAGAAACACGCGCUGCAACUCAAACAACAGCCUAAGAGUCUUAAGCAAAAAGAAAUGCUGAUCCGCAAACAGUUCCGUGAGACUUGCAAGAUACAAACGCGCCAGUACAAAGCACUCAAAGCACAAAUCUUGCAAAUGACACCUAAGGAGCAACAAAAGGAAGUCAUCAAAUCUCUGAAGGAUGAGAAGCGUCGCAAGCUCGUGUUGUUAGGUGAACAGUAUGAUCAGAGUAUUAGCGAGAUGUUGCAGAAACAGACCGUCCGUCUUGAUGAGAGUCAAAUGAUGGAGUGCCAGCAAUUGAAGAUGCAGUUGGAACACGAGCUAGAUAUGCUGACGGCCUACCAGAGCAAGAGUAAGAUGCAGGCAGAGGCGCAGAGGAACAGAGAACGACGGGAGUUAGAGGAGAGAGUCGCUGUCAGGAGGGCGCUGUUAGAACAAAAGAUGGAGUGCGAGUGUGGUCAGUUUGUAGCUGAACGCGCUGAGAGGACUCGCAUGUUGCACGAGCGGCAUGAGAGAGACCUGGAUCACUUCGACAACGAGAGCGCGAGGCUUGGAUUCAGUGCAAUGGCGAUUGCCGAAGGUAGUCGAGAGGGUUACGGAGAAGAGGAACAGUCUCUGUCUGGGUCAAUGCUAUCCCUCGCACACAGCAAUUCGUCAGCCAGCUUCCCGGCCGGCUCCCUCUAA
Danaus chrysippus (African queen) is the source of this 2952-nucleotide messenger RNA. NCBI's taxonomy places the organism in Eukaryota, Metazoa, Arthropoda, Insecta, Lepidoptera, Nymphalidae. The record is from the annotation of a GenBank genome assembly.